AAAUCAUCCUGCUGCGCGUGCAAGGACGUCUUACUUCUUUGCGUCGCUACGAGCCGCCGCGACUGGCUGGGGGUUAACCCUGGGCCCGUGGACUUCGUCUCCGUUCAGUCACAAACAACUCUUAGCUUAAGUAGGAUUGCAAUAAAGCUAAUAGUGCUACGCUCCGAGGAGCGGAGCUGCGCUUGGCUUAUGGACCGGGAGCUGGGCUGCGCUUAUGGAGGACAGCCCAAAGCUGCUCGUUCCCCAGUGGCUUCGUACUAGUUCAUCGGCACUUCACAAUCGAGGUGACGCCUCCGACCCAACCAAGCGUGGUAAGCCGCUGGGCGUAACCGCAGCCCGGCAAGCACCCCAGGCCGAUUCCUGGCCAUCACGCCCCGGAGGCGGCUCUAGCAGCGGUUUCGGCGCCCCAUCAAUCAGCAGCAAGCAACCCGGUGCUGACUUUGGGCGCACCCAAGAACGUGGUCCCAGCGGGCCUGACCGCUUCUGGAAACCCCGUGAGAGCAGCAGCCACAGCCACAACCUCAAUAGCAGCAGCGGUGGUGGUGUUGGCGGCGGUGGCGGUAGUAGUGGUUUCGGAGGUUCGGGACCGGGCAGCAGAUCAGGCUACGUUCCAGCGGCGCCGUACAGGGCCGGUGGUGGUCGCAGCGACCGCGACCGCGAUGGGGAUAGGGAGCGCGAUCCCCGGGACCGCGACCGUGAUAUAAUCUCGCUAAGGCCGGCGGGGUCGGCUUACGGCAGUGCAGGAGGGCGAGGGUACGGCAGGUCUGGCGGCGGUGAGCCGGGAAGCGGCGAUGGUCGUGUGGAUCGCGGUAGCGGCGGUGGCGGCGGCGGCGGCGACGGCUGGUUGCCGUCUCGCAGUCAUUCUGGAAGCGGCAGGGGGGAUGAAGCGGCAGGGGGGCAGGCUAGGUCGGCGCUGCUGGCGGGUCCCGCCGCUGCUGCUGAGGGCCGCGGCAGGUCCGCAGCACCGAGCAGCAAGGUUGCGUUCGAUAAGGACUUCCCGUCGCUUCGACCGGCGCCGGGCGGCCCCGCAAUUGCUUCCCUUGGAACCCCCACGGUGAUGGCGGCGGCCAUCCCAGCAGCAACAGCGGCAGCGACGACGGCGGCUUCCUCCCCAUUGCUGGCCUCCAGUGCCUCCUCUCCUCUCCUAGACCCCAGUGGCGGCGGUUCGUCUUCCCCGUCGGUUGUGGUGCCGUACAGGCAGACGUUUCUGUCCUCCCGCACCACCUCAAACUGGACGUCGAAGCUGGCGGAGGCCCCGGCGGCGGCGCCGCAGUCGCAGCCGUCAACGCCUCCGGCUAAUGAAGAUGCCAGUGCGCCGCCGGCGGCAACUACCCCUUCGCCGUCACCCUCCCCGCCGCCGCCUCCGACGCCGACCCAGAUCGCUGCGCCGGCGCCGGCGGUCGCGGCGGCUCCCAGGCCAUCUGGCGUCUGGGCGGCUGGCGGUGCGACGGCGUCAGCAAGCGCAGAAGGCGGUGGGGGCAGCAACAACAGCCCCGGCGGUGCCGCCGCCGUCGUAGCGUCCGCCGCAAAUAAGGCCCGUCUAGAGCAGCUAGCCGUACGACAGUCAAAGCAGCUCAUCCCUGUCCUCAGCUCGGGAGCUGGGAAGGCGAAGACGGGUGGUGCUUUGGGCGGCGGCGGAGCUUCGGGCUUGGGAUCCGCAGCAGGCGCUGGCGGGCGCAUGGGUGGCGGCGGCAGCGGCGCGCUGGGGUCCAAAUCCGCACAGCCAGCAUCCGCACUGCUCAAGGUAGCCCCGCCAGGGAAGCGAGAUGAGGCACUGACGACAUCGGCGGCCUCAGGAGGCGCAGCGGGCAGCCCACUGGUACGGUCCUCAGCUUCAGCUGUGAUCCUCUCAACCAAAAAGGCAUCACAGCCCUUGGAUCGGCCGCUUCACCUAGGCCGCGCCGCCUCCGCCACUACUACGCCAGCAGCAACUGCAGCGGCCGCGGCCUCAAGCGCCAACCCGUUUACGUCCUCUGCAUCAGCGGGCAACCUCGCAGGCUUGGCUUUCAGCACCAGUCGGGCGGCUGAAGGCGGCGUUAUCAGCAGCAGCGGCGGCGUGGCAUCUCAGGUGGCGCUUGAGACCGACCCACGGGUCACCACGCCAAGCAGAAGUGCACCCCAGUCCACGCUCACGACCGGCGCUGAGUUGGCCACGCAAGACACCCCUUUGUCUGCAAGCCGGCCGCCGCACCACCAGCAGGACGGGCCUCAGCAGGCACACCGAGAAGCAGCUGUCAGCCACCCAGCUGCUCAGCCGCAGCAGCAACCGCAACAGCAGCUCCUGCUGGCUGACGGGUCCGAGGGUGUGCCGGAGGAGGAGGAGGCGUUCAUGCGGUCGCUAGGCUGGCCUGGCUUUGGCGAGGACGAGGGAGAUGAUGAGGGCGACGGUGGACUGACGGAGGAGGAGAUCGCAGCCUUCCAUGCGCAGAGGUUGCAGGAAGCCGCAGCAGCAGCUGCGGCCGUGUCAUCUGGGUCUCGUGUGGCUACAGCAGCAGCACCCGCGGGUGCCUUGGGCCACCACAUGGGGGUGGUGGCGGCGGCGGUAGCGGCGGCGGCGCCAAAGGCCGUGCCGGCUGUCCCCGGGGCGAGGAGGGGUAAGCCGCUGAUUGUGGCGGCUAGCUACGGAAGCGAGCAGGUGUCCAGCUCGUCAGAUUCGGAAUGCGAGUGAGAAGGGGGUGCGUCACGUCAGUUUAGGGGCGUUGGGUCAAUACAUGGCUGGUCGUGGCUUGUAUCGUCGCAGUGUUGGUCAGGGAGGAGGAUGCUGCACUUGGAAUGGGCACGGCGGCCGACUGGGAUGCAAACACAGAUGUUGCAGAGGAGCCGUUGCGAUGUGGGUCGAGCCCCAAAGCGGGUUCGCUGGUGUGAGGGAGUACUAUUGUCUUUAGCGUCCUAUACGGCGAAGGUUAAAGAGUUGAUGUUGGCGAGUUGGCGAGGGCUGAGCUUACGUCCCUCGGGUUGCGCCCUUGCGCGUGAAGACAUCUGGGUCAAGUGAAUUGGCUCGCUCGUGCUACUUUGUUGUGCCCUUGUUCCUGUGGAGCUACACAGACCCCGUGUUGAACACGUGGAGUGGGAAACAAGCAAGGGGCCCGGGGCCUUCCUAUUCCCUCCACCCCACCAUGGCUCUAGUUUCUUGCCUCUGCUUGGGUUGCAACGGCUGCCGGAAUGCAUGCAGGGUGGCACGCAGGUGGGGGUGCUUGCGCUGCGAUGACACGGUAAUUGCCUUAAUACUCCCGUUCAUAUGGCAUUGUACGGCGUUGCAUGGUGCGUUUGAUGCCCCCACAAUGGUACGGUUGAGCACUUGCCCUGCAGGAGGUGGUGGUCCCAUGGGGGGAAGACGACGACGCUUUUGAGCAGGUAGCGGCGGGCUGAUGAGUGCAGUAGUAAGGAGGCUACCGGUAGUAGGCUGGGCUGCGGUUCCGGGGUUUAAGCUUCUACUGGGUUAUGGCCGGCCGGGUGCCAAAUGGGAGGAAGAUUAGGAAGAAUGUGCUGAAAGCCAUCCGAAAAAGUCAUCGAACGCCUCGGGAGAAGCGAAGCCGUGUUGCAUGAGUGCCCCUUUCCGUGCUACCGGGGCAAUUUGCUGUAGAGGUUGCGUUCGCGCGUGUUCCAGGCCCCGGAGCAGAUGUACUUUUGGCAGAGUGUGUAGAACCUGCUUUUGAUUUGUUAGUCGCGUGCGCUAAAAGAAACACCGUGACUGUUCAUUAACUAUUACACGGCUUGGCUUGACGGCGAUAGCUGGUAGUGCCAGAGGUGCCAUAGGGCCUUUGGGGGAUGAGCUAUAGGUGUGUGCAACACCCCGCGUAUACGCGACUCGGCGUGUUUUCGGGUCCUGUCGUACUGGGCGCUGCAGUCGCUUGCAUGUGGGCAGUUGAAUGCCGAAUGUGCGCUGGCGCACCGGCCACUGCGGUGGAAGUAGCGUCCGGUGCUUUGCGGGCCCGUGCAUGCUUUCCGGGCUUAAAAAGGACUUGCUCGUCGUGAAGGAGAUAGAGGCGCGCAUUAGGGAGGUACAGUAAUUGACCGCGGG
Astrephomene gubernaculifera is the source of this 4021-nucleotide messenger RNA. NCBI's taxonomy places the organism in Eukaryota, Viridiplantae, Chlorophyta, Chlorophyceae, Chlamydomonadales, Astrephomenaceae. The record is from the annotation of a GenBank genome assembly.